This is a messenger RNA of Penicillium alfredii, 1458 nucleotides long. RefSeq lists its product as uncharacterized. The transcript has 2 exons. The coding region runs from base 1 to 1458 and encodes 485 amino acids. NCBI's taxonomy places the organism in Eukaryota, Fungi, Ascomycota, Eurotiomycetes, Eurotiales, Aspergillaceae. The record is from RefSeq and is a predicted model, not a curated record.
AUGACUGCUAUCAACCUCCAAGAACCCCAAGUCCAGCAGGCACCUCCGGAACAAGCUCCCCAGCCAACCCUAGCCCAUGUUCCACUCGACCGAUCCCCAAAGACUUCUCUGAUGAGCCUGGAGUCCUCUGUUGAUGCUGCUCCGAUUACAUCCAUGUACGAGGGAUACACCUUUUUCCAAGCAGAUCCAAUCCCCGGGCGAAAUGCGACCUGGACUCGGGUAGAACGAACCCAGAUGCAUCUGAACCAAAGCGACCUUUUCAAGAUGGUUCAGAAACGAGCCACCAAAAUCUCGGCUACACAGCAGUUCCAAGCUCUGUCCAAGAUUAGACAGGUGCAUGUCAACCAGUUAAUUGACGAGCAAAGACGAAGUGACUCGCGGGUGGAGUGGAGCUGUGUUUAUGCCAAAGAGUGUGCACGAUCAUUCAAGGCCCGCAACGCUCGUCGCGGAGACUAUGAAACGGUCUCGAUGGAUAUUAUUCUCUUGAAAAGACCCAUGAAGACUCGAUCCCACCCAAGAACACCAAUGGGGGAUUUGGUGGACCUACGGAUUGCCUUGCUGCCCCAUGCAAAUGACUCCCGAAGGUAUCAGGCAAUGCCCUCUCCUCCGUGGUAUCAGCAAAGCCCGCCGCUUGCUACCAGUCAACCCGUGGGAUCAAGGCCUGUGGUUCAAGGACCACUUCCACGACCAACAUCAUUUCCCAGCUCUUUGGGCAACCUUGAUCAAGUUCAGCACCCUAGCCCUGGAACUAGAGAAGGCAAUGUGAGAAGCCCACGCUCAAAUUUUGAGGUGGGCUUAGCACGAGAUCGCAAUGCCUGUGAUAGUUUGUCCCAAUCAACUACAACAGUCACACCUAUCCCCGGAAGCCGGACGUCUGCCUCUGCGAAUGGCAGGCAUACUAGCAUUGAUAGCAAUUCGACAGCAUGGUCAUCUAAAGCAAGCAACGAUGAUGAUGAUGAUGAGUCCAUGCUUGAGGACUCCGAUGGAAGCUCGGCAACAAACGACUCAGAUGAGACAGAGUCUGAGUGUGAAAAGCUACGGUCACCAAACACCAAUUGUCGACAACGGUCGUGCAGCCCUAGCCGCAGUGAGUCGGGCCAUGGCCCCUACUACCGUCGAAAGUCAAAGAGUCGGAGUCUCAGCCGAAGAUACGACAAGAGAUAUGAUAGGAGGUCUGUUCCUUAUGCAUUCAACACAUCUGACAGGAGCCGUGUCAAUUCCCCUCGGCGAUCAGACCAAGACCGGUAUCGAGCCCGGAGGAUGGAUGAUGAUGAUAUUCGAACUCGGAUGCUGGACCACCGUGAGGCCCGCCUCGAGCACUGGGAGAAAUUCGUUGAUCAGCAGGCGAGGAUGCUCAGGAAGACCAUGGAUGAGGCCCGCCAGUUGGAGCGGCGGAACCCUGCCCGGGUCCCUUCGACCAGGUAUCAUUGUGAUUGCUGUUACUCUCAGAAGGAGUAG